This is a messenger RNA of Closterium sp. NIES-65, 1467 nucleotides long. The record is from the annotation of a GenBank genome assembly. Lineage: Eukaryota; Viridiplantae; Streptophyta; Zygnematophyceae; Desmidiales; Closteriaceae.
AUGGUCGCCGCGGAACCGAUCCCGAUCCCAACGGCUGUUGAGUCUCGGGCGGUCGAGGCUCUAAUCACUCAAAACCCAUCGUUCGACGAGUAUCUGAAAUGGCUCGAGGAUCAAGGUCAGAAAACCCCGGUAAUUCCUCCGACUCACAGCAACCAGGCGGUCGACCAAGGAGCAGAGGCAGCGAACGUCGCGGCGGCGACUACAAGGCCGAGUGGCUCAACGGUGGAGGCGGCUGUGUGGAGAGCGGCGGAAGAGGCCGGCGGGGUGGACGAAGAGAUCCUCGCCAGGAUCGUGAUGCCAGACCUGGAAAUCGAGGUCAUGCGGGAAAAACUACAAGCAGCAGCUCCCACCGUGGGAGCGCAACAGGGUGCACCAGCCGCCUCGACUGCUCCUGCGGAGGACCAUAGCGCGGCUGGCGCCAAAUCCCCCCCGGCCACAACCGGUGAGGUCGGCGAUGGGAAGCAAAAGCGCAAGGGCAAGGACAAGGCGAAGGGCGGCCCGGCGAAGGUCGGCUCUUCCAAGGGGACGUCCAAAGCGGCCGCGCAGGGUCAGAAGGGUUCAGGCGUCCGCGUUGACCCUUCAAAUGGGCUGGCCGUCUCGGAGAUGAAGUUUGGGAAGAAGAGCCGUUACAUCUGCCGGUCGAUGGACAAGUCCGAGGCCGCCUACUGCAUCGCUGUCGCCGUUUCGUCGUUCGACGGCUUCGUCAGCGACGUGGUUCUCGACGAGUUCGGUGGGGUCAAGGAGGAAGUGAUGGCGCAGUAUAAGGCGGACUGGAAUGUGGCGCGAUUUAUCCCGGGGGGGCAUGUGGAUGGUCAUGUGGAGCCGAGGGGCGAACGUCUUCCGCGACAGGUUCCAACAGGUGGUCGCGGAAUACAACAGGAUAACCGGAGCCGACCGCGCGCGAAGAACAAGGUGGCGAGCGACAUGAUCGCACGCGUUUCGAUGUGUGCCGCCUUCGCACCGGUGGCCGCGAAAGUGACGCCCAUUUCGGGCGUCGGGUCGGAGCGGUUGUCCGAGAUCCUCGCCGGUACUGCGGCCGCGGUGUGGUGUUUUUCGGAGACCAAUGCCACGGCAGAAGUAGCGGCCGGCGAAGGGGGGGCAGCAGCGACCGUGCGCGGAGCGUCCAACGAGUUCGCGAGUCGGUGUGGGACCGUCAUCGAGGCGGUGCUUCAGCGGGCGGCCUCCUGGGUGGUCGUCGUAGGGGAGGUCGCCGAAACGGUGACGAAGGACCUGCAGGCGGCUGUGGUGAGGUCGCUGCCUGAGGUCGGGGAGGAGCGCGAGCACGACGAGCUGAUCGCCCGUGUCAUGAUAGAGAACCUCGCCUUCUGGGGGGACUGCAAUGUCGGAGGCCCGAAGCUCAAGGCUCGCGGCGUCGAUUUGCCUAUCGAACCCCAGAUGAAGAUUAUCAUUCGGGACAGGGGGGCGAGGGGGCAGCAGCACAAAGGGAAGCAGGUCGCCGACGCCUAG